AGCAACCUUUGGCCAUGUGGCUCUUCCUGGCAGCUGCGCUGGGCCUCUAUCUCCUGUUCAGAUGGUACCGUGACAAGCAGAGCUUAAGCAACUUGACAGAGAAGUACGUCUUCAUAACGGGCUGCGACUCUGGGUUUGGGAACCUGCUGGCCAGACAGCUGGACGCUCGGGGUCUUCAUGUGUUGGCAGCUUGCUUCACGCCUCAGGGAGCAGAGGAGCUACAGGAGCAUGCCUCGGGACGACUGCAAACCACCCUCUUGGACGUCUGCAGCACUGAAAGCGUGGCCCGUGCCACCGAAUGGGUAAAAAGCCAGGUUGGAGACAAAGGGCUCUGGGGGUUGGUGAACAAUGCAGGCGUCUCUGUCCCAAGUGCUUUCAGCAUGUGGCUGACCAAGGAAGAUUUCAAGAAGAUCAUGGAUGUCAACUUUCUUGGGGUGGUGGAUGUGACGAUACAGAUGAUGCCUCUGUUAAGAAAAGCCAGAGGGAGGGUGAUCAACAUAUCCAGCAUCUUGGGGCGGAUCUCCCUCUUCGGAGGUGGCUAUUGCCCUUCAAAAUACGCAGUCGAGGCUUUCUCCGACAAUAUCAGACGUGAGAGUUCUAUCUUUGGGAUGAAGGUAUCCAUGGUAGAGCCAGGCUUCUUCAAAACUGCUAUGACCGAUGGAAAUACCUUAGCCGACAGCUUCAAGCGCAGCUGGGACCAGCUCCCAGAUGAAGUCAAGAGAGCAUACGGGGAGCCUUUCUUACAAGAAAGUCUUAAACUAAUCGCCAAGGUCACAGGCAUCUGCAGUCCCAGCCUCUCGCUGGUGACCAACUGCAUUGAGCACGCUCUGACGGCGGUUCACCCUCGCACCCGCUACUCAGCUGGCUGGGACGCCAAGCUCUACUACAUCCCUCUGAGCUAUAUGCCGACAUGGGUGCAAGACUACGUGUUCACCCAGCCUUACUCAAAACCAGCGCAGAACAAGUAG
This is a messenger RNA of Euleptes europaea (tarantolino), 968 nucleotides long. Its product is annotated as retinol dehydrogenase 16-like. The transcript has 4 exons. The record is from RefSeq and is a predicted model, not a curated record. The coding region runs from base 15 to 968 and encodes 317 amino acids. Lineage: Eukaryota; Metazoa; Chordata; Lepidosauria; Squamata; Sphaerodactylidae.